GGAGGGGCGACUGGCGCUGUGGCGAAACCCCGCCAUGGAGCCGAGCUUUGGGACGGCGGGGCCCCGACGACAAGGUCCCUUCUGAUUACGCCACACCAUGCCCCUCAGCCUCUUCCGGCGCCUUCUCCUUGCUGCCUUGAUGCUGGUGAUUAUUUGGACCCUUUUCGGGCCCUCAGGCAUCGGGGAGGAGCUGCUGAGCCUCUCACUGGCCUCCCUGCUCCCGGCGCCGGCGUCCCCAGGGCCGCCCCUGGCCCUGCCCCGCCUCCUGAUCCCCAAUGAGGAGGCAUGUGGGGGUCCCGGCGCCCCACCCUUCCUGCUCAUACUGGUGUGCACGGCCCCAGAGAACCUGAACCAAAGAGACGCCAUUCGGGCUUCGUGGGGCGGGCUGCGCGAAGCCCGAGGGCUCAGGGUGCAGACACUCUUUCUGCUGGGAGAGCCAAGUUUGCGGCAUCCCACCAGGGAAUCCCACGAGAUCGACCUGGCACGAGAGGCAGCGACUCGGGGAGACAUCUUGCAGGCGGCUUUCCGGGACUCUUACCGGAACCUUACUCUCAAGACUCUCAUCGGGCUGAGUUGGGCAUACAAACAUUGCUCCGUGGCCCGCUACAUCCUCAAGACGGAUGAUGACGUGUUUGUCAACGUCCCUGAACUGGUAUCGGAGCUGGUUCGCCGAGGGGGCCGUUGGGAACAAUGGGAGAAAAGCAUGGAGCCUCCAAAAGAGAAUACGUUUGAAGAUGAAGAGUGGGAAGAAAGGUCCAUCUUCAGGGGCCAGCCAAUGCCUCUUUUGUACCUGGGCCGUGUGCACUGGCGGGUGCACCCCUCUCGGACACCAGGGAGCAAACACCAGGUAUCAGAGGAGCAGUGGCCUCCCACCUGGGGCCCCUUUCCACCCUAUGCCUCUGGCACAGGGUAUGUGCUGUCAGCUUCUGCCGUGCAGCUCAUCCUGAAAGUGGCCAGCCGGGCACCCCCUCUACCACUGGAAGAUGUCUUUGUGGGGGUAAGUGCCCGACGAGGAGGCCUCACCCCAACCCAUUGUGUCAAGCUGGCUGGGGCCACCCACUACCCCCUGGACCGGUGCUGCUAUGGGAAAUUCCUGCUGACAUCCCACAGGUUGGACCCCUGGAAGAUGCAGGAGGCCUGGAAGCUAGUGGGAGGCUCUGAGGGAGAAAAGACUGCACCCUUCUGCUCCUGGCUCCAGGGAGUCUUGGGCAUCCUGCGGUGUCGGAUAAUAGCCUGGCUUCACAGCUGACAGUGUCUGGGGCCACAGCAGA
Puma concolor (puma) is the source of this 1271-nucleotide messenger RNA. NCBI's taxonomy places the organism in Eukaryota, Metazoa, Chordata, Mammalia, Carnivora, Felidae. The record is from RefSeq and is a predicted model, not a curated record.